This is a messenger RNA of Acaulospora morrowiae, 1202 nucleotides long. NCBI's taxonomy places the organism in Eukaryota, Fungi, Glomeromycota, Glomeromycetes, Diversisporales, Acaulosporaceae. The record is from the annotation of a GenBank genome assembly.
GAAAAACUAAUGUCAACUCCAGCACGGCAGACCAAAACAUUUAUAUUCUCAACAUUCUAAAUUGGACUUGGGUAGACACCUAUAUUCCAACCACUCUCGUCAAUCACUACCACAUAAAGUCAUCAUCGCCUUCCAGUUCGCUUUCCCGUAAUAUGAUAAUAGUCAUAGCCGUUGGCGGUUCGGUGAUCGUUUUAUUAUUAUUAAUGACAUUGAUUUACUGUCUGAACAGAAGAUAUAAGAUUUUGGGGUUCCUGUGCGUGCAAAAAAGUUCUCCACCACAAUCGCCGCCAAAUGGUGAUAGCGAUCUGGAGAGGAGUGAUGAUGGGAGUAAUGAGGACGAACCGAACUUACAUGUUGUAGAUAAUAAUCAGAUGGUAGAACAUCAUGGAUCUUUCGGCGGAUCGAUCGGGCAACCUAAGUCGCUUGACCCGGAGAGCGGCAAUGAAAUAAAUGCACCUUUUACCCCCAGUGAAUCGCCCUCAUCAUCUUCAGUGAAAUUUCUGCAGUUAUUGUCGAGUAACAAUGGUACGAAUACAAACAAUAACGAUUUUAAAAUAGAAACAGUGAUGGCUAGUAGCGAAAAUCUGUUGACUGCAGCGGAUCCGGUUGCAUCACAGACGCCAAACCCGGAGUACAGAACGUCAUCACCUGCGAGCGGCGCAAAAAAUGUGAGAACUGUGAAAUUCAGCGAAACAAAUACAACCAUUGCACCUACCGAAUUCGGAAGUAGCAAUAAUAGUAUGGAGAGUCUGAGGAUAACCAGUGAAGAUGACAACAGAGUGAUUGGAAAUGACGAAGAUGAUAAUCAAGCAGGCCCAAGUAAUUCGUGGAGAAGCAGUUUGAUGAACUUGGGUAGCAUGAGUAAUUUCUCGGGUUUAAGGAGAAACAGUUUCAGUUUCAUAUUUGGGAGGAAUAGUAAUAAUUCAAGAAGCGAUGAAGGUGGUUCCGCUGGAAGAAGAUGGAGAACAGGUGAUGAAGAGACGAGGUCCAGAUCUAGCAUCGAUAGCGUAAACAUUAGUAAUAUUGGCAUAGGAUGGGAUGUACAACACCAUCGUGGUGACUCAGUGGUCGUGGCGAGAAGUGAGUUGAGAGUUGUUAAUCCGGAUGUUCGUGAUGAAAGCGAGGACAGUAGUUCCGAGACUGGAUCAUCUUCCGCUGAAUCUGGUGGUCACCAUUUGGAAGGAGAGAGUGAAACGUCAUAG